CACGUCAUAUUCUGUGAUAUUUGAAUGUGUUACUUCAUUUUUUGUAUUAUAAUAGCUGAUUUGGGGGUAUAAAGGAACAACAAUAUAAACUUCCACUCGUCUGUCAUUGCAAUGAUUGACGCACGGGGGCGCUACUGACUCCCAUCGCGCAGAGCCAUCACGUAUUUAUUUUUUUAAAUGUUUUUUUUUUUUUUAACGAAACACUUACUGUAACUUAAAUGUACAUCUGCGGCCUAACAAAAGGUAGACUUUCAAAUGAUCAGUAUUGUGAACUAAAGUAUUAAAAAACAUUUGUUUGCCAUUUAUUUGCUCUUUUUGGUUUCAAAAUACUGUAUUUUUAGGAACGUUCGUUUUAUUUUGUGGCAAUCUUUUAUAUGACAUUGUUAUUCAAAUAAAGAUUACAAAAAAGAAAACCAUGGUAACUGUGAGGGCGGGCACGAUAACAACUGCCGUAAAACAAGUUGGAUCAAAGUGACGUAACUUCACGCAUGCGUGGACCAAUCGUGUAAGCGGAAAAAACAAGAUGGCGUUUCGAUGAAGAAGACGUUAGUGUGUCUAUAGUAGUUUUCUGUUCUUAAUCAGUGCGUACGUGUACACAAAAAUGUUGUUUGAUAGAGAAAACGUCGUUAAUAUUUGUUUGUGUCCGAUACAUUGGUCAAAGUGCACUUUGACGCUUUUCGUGCGAGUUUAGCUUGUUACUUAAUUAGCUUAGCAUGUUAGCUGCUAACACGUCUCUAAGCAGAGAUCAAGUAUGAGUGUGAAGUGUUGCGAUUGUGUCAAACUGUGCGAAAGAACGUCCGAAGAGGACAUUUCUUCAACAAAAGAGAAGAACGAGCGACGACAUCAACUGCUGGACGCUGUUUUCAAGAAACAUCAAGUUGUGUUACACAGAGCAGACGUCCAGCAGCCUCCUCGUAUAAAAGAGGAAGAGGAGGAACUGUGGGUCACUCAGGAGGAGGCUGAUCUCACCAUGUUUCCACUGACUGUUGUCUCUGUGAAGACUGAAGACCGUGAAGACAAACCACCUGAGUCCUCACGGCUUCAGCACAGUCUAAACGUCUGUAAAGAACAUCUUCCCGAGCAGCAGGAAUGGUCCCCUAGAAUGAAGCAAGAGGAGCCACAGCCAACCCACUUUAAAGGGGAAGAUGAGGACCCUCAGCCCUCACAAAUUAAAGAGGAAGAAGAAGACCCACAGCCCCUUCAUUUUAAAGAGGAAAAUGAAGAGCCACAACCCCCUAUGUUAAAAAAGAAGAUGAUAAGCAACAAUCUCCUGCCCCACAUUAAAGAGGAAGAGGAGGAACACGGCAUCAGUCAGGAGGGACAUUAUCUUGAAGGACUGGAGGAGGUCGACGUCACCAAGGUGCCAUUGACUGUUGUGAUUGUGAAGAGAGAAGAUGAUGAGGGCAAAGGUGAAAGUGAGGAGAGGAGAGAGGUGGAUUUUCCAAGCAGCAGCUCAACUCAACACAUGACAACAGAAGCUGAUGGAGACCACUGUGACAAGCUUUUAGCUCCACUAUCAGAUAGUGACGACACAACGUCACACUCUUCUGACUCUGAUGAUGAAGACUCUGAUGUUGAUGAGACAUGUCACACUGACAACACACGCUUUCAAUGUCCUCACUGUGAUAAAACCUUUAAUUACCGGUGCAAUCUGAACUCACACGUGAGAAUACACACUGGAGAAAAACCAUUCAUGUGCUCCGUUUGUAAUAAAAGAUUCUCUCGGAAGGAUUAUUUGAUAACACACACCAGUAUGCACACAGGCGAAAAACCACUCGUAUGUUCAGUCUGCGGUAAAGGUUUCGUGCAAAUUCGUAAUCUGAAAGUACACAUGAGAACACACACUGGAGAAAAACCUUUUACGUGUUCCGUCUGCGGUAAAUGUUUUUCUCAAAAUUGUGAUUUGAAAAGGCACAUGAACUCACACACUGGAGACAAACCAUUCGUGUGUUCAAUUUGUAGUAAAAGGUUCACCCAGAAAAGAAGCUUGAUCAAGCACACAAGAGUACACACUGGUGAAAAACGGUUUGUGUGUUCAGUUUGUGAUAAAUGUUUUAUACAAAAUGGGGAUUUGAAAAGACACAUGAGAAUACACACCGGGGAGAAAAUGGUGAGUUGCAGUGUGUGUAAGGAAAGAUUCGCUUAUAAGUACCAGUGUGACAAGCACAAGUGUGCUGGUGAGAACAGCAGCAGCAAAUGAAGCUGCAGAAUUCCAAAAAACGGUGUUAACAUUGACUUUCGAACAACAUCAACACAUAUAACAAGUGUGACAUAAUUGUAUUGCGUGUAACACAAUCUUGUUAAUAUGCUUUUACCAUUUAUAAAUUAGAUUUUUAGGAUUAGUGGUAUUAUUAUUAAUAUACAACAUUGUGUACAUAUAUUUGUAAACAAUUGUCUAUUUUAUGUCCCUUUGUUUCAUGUUUUUUAAAUAAAAACAAAUACUUAUUGAGUAUG
Molecule: messenger RNA, 2454 nt
Organism: Nerophis lumbriciformis (worm pipefish)
Lineage: Eukaryota; Metazoa; Chordata; Actinopteri; Syngnathiformes; Syngnathidae
Source: RefSeq, a predicted model, not a curated record